AGAAUUGCUCCCAACUGCAGCUGCGCGAGACCCUGGGUGUGGUCAGGAAAUGGACGCGAGUGGCCACCUUCAUCAAAUCGUGCACUCCCUAUCGGGACAUUUGUCCACUUCUGGUCUCUGAACAGAUUGUCUGACCCAGGGCCCCAUGAGUCAGGGGUCUGAGCCUGAAGGGCUGGUGGGGCAUUUAGGAGCUCGACGGGCACGCUGGUCCAACAGGACUGCUGUCCCCUCUGCCUCCAAGCUUUUCACCUUCUGGAGAAGGCAGUAUGAAUUGCAACGUCCCUUCUCACACCUACUCAGAGGCCAGGCUAGCAUCAGCCCUUUCACCCAAUCCGGCUACAGGAUUCGAGAUAAGGACUUAAAGAAACUUCACAAAGCUACCUCAGUCGGGGAUUUGGGGAAGGUAAAAGAAUACCUUCGUCUCAAGAAACAUGAUGUGAAUGUGCGCGACAAAGAACACAGAACACCUUUGCACCUGGCUUGUGCUAGUGGAUAUUCAGAUAUUGUGUCACUCUUAAUUGAGAAACAAUGCAAAAUAAAUGUUGGGGAUAGUGAAAACAGAUCUCCAUUGACAAAGGCAGUGCAGUGUGAAAAGGAACUUUGUGCUACUAUACUUCUGAAUCAUGGUGCAGAUCCAAAUCUAAAGGACUUAGAUGGCAAUACUGCUCUUCAUUUUGCUGCCUGUGGUCAAAGUGUCUCCUUAGUUGAAAAAUUGCUUGAACACAAAGCUAAUCUGGAAGCUCAAAAUAAGGAUGGGUGUACUCCACUUUUACUUGCUGUCACUAAAAGUAAUACAGAAAUGGUAGAAUUUCUUCUGAAGAGAGGAGCAGAUGUGAAUGCUUCAGAUAAAAAUCAGAGAACAGCCCUGAUGAUUGCUAUUAGUGAUGAACCAACAAAUUUAGUCAGCCUUCUUCUUCAGCAAGAUGUGGACCUGUCUUGCCAAGAUAUUUAUGGAUUCACAGCUGAAGAAUAUGCUUCUUUUAAUGGUUUUACUAUGUAUUAUCAAUUAAUUGCUAAGUAUGGAAAGAAGAAAGCUCAACAAAUACCUGACUCAAAAGAUUCUACUUUGGGCCCUAUAUAUGAUACAGAAGAAUCAAAUGAAAAUGUGUAACCUCAUUUCUACAAAUCCUUUGCUGGUGCCUUGAACUAGGAAACAUUUUGAGAGAACAUUUAAAUAAACUGACACAACACU
This is a messenger RNA of Erinaceus europaeus (western European hedgehog), 1192 nucleotides long. RefSeq names its product ankyrin repeat domain 7 (gene ANKRD7). Bases 146 to 1111 code for a protein of 321 amino acids. The transcript has 7 exons. Gene Ontology annotation, molecular function: protein binding. Lineage: Eukaryota; Metazoa; Chordata; Mammalia; Eulipotyphla; Erinaceidae. The record is from RefSeq and is a predicted model, not a curated record.